CAAGCCCCGCCUUUUCGUCCUACUGCCCGUGCUUCCCGCAGCCAACAUGGCGGCUCUCCGUGUGUCCUGCGGCGUAGCUGCUUCGUACCGGCUCUCUCUCGGGGGUAGGGUUAGCUUUGCUCGGGAACAGGGCCUCUGGAAAGCCGCGGCUGCUAAGCUGCAGAGAAGUCCCGGGUGCCAGAUAUUAAGGUUAAGACACACCACAGUUGUAACGACAAGGAAAAAUGUUACAGCCUUAAGACGUGAAACUUACACAGUGGAUUUUAUUAAAAAGCAGAUUGAAGAAUUCAACAUAGGAAAGAGACACUUAGCCAACAUGAUGGGAGAAGAUCCAGAAACUUUUACCCAAGAGGAUAUUGAUAGAGCGAUUGCUUACCUUUUUCCCAGUGGUUUGUUUGAGAAGCGAGCCCGGCCAGUAAUGAAGCAUCCUGAAGAGAUUUUUCCAAAACAAAGAGCAAUCCAGUGGGGAGAAGAUGGCCGCCCAUUUCAUUUUCUCUUUUAUACUGGCAAACAGUCAUAUUAUUCAUUAAUGCAUGGAGCAUACGGAAAGCUACUAGAUGUAGAAAACCGUCAAGACCAGCUGCGAGCCAAAGGUCUGUUUUCAGAAAAAACUAAAGCCAAAGACCCGAUUGGCAGCAGAUGGCUGAUUAAGGAGGAACUGGAAGAAAUGUUAGUGGAAAAACUGUCAGAUCAAGAUUACGCACAGUUCAUUCGGCUGCUGGAAAGGUUAUCGGCGUUGCCGUGUGACGAGGCUGAAGAAGAAUUUGUGGGCAGGUUCCGCAGGAGUGUAACCAUUCAAUCGAAAAAACAGCUGAUUGAGCCUGUGCAGUAUGACGAGAAGGGUAUGGCCUUCAGCACAGGCCGAGGUAACAGAAAGACUGCAAAGGCAGAAGUGGCCGUUUAUGACCAUGGAAGUGGGAAGAUAGAAGUAAAUGGGGUCGACUACCUGCUCUACUUUCCGGUGACUCAGGACAGAGAACAGCUGAUGUUCCCUUUCCACUUCCUCGACCGGCUGGGACAGCACGACGUGACCUGCACGGUGUCGGGGGGCGGGCGGGCGGCGCAGGCGGGGGCCGUCCGCUUGGCGACGGCGAGAGCCUUGUGCAGCUUUGUCACCGAGGACGAGGUCGAGUGGAUGCGCCAAGGUGCGAGUUCAGCGGGACUGCUUACUGCCGAUCGCCGUGUCGGAGAGCGGAAGAAGCCAGGCCAGGAGGGGGCCCGCGGGAAGUUCACCUGGAAGAAGCGCUGAGCGUUCCGGGCGGGAAAGGAGAGGGUCGCUGUGCACCCGGCACGUGGCAGACGCGCAGGAGACGGCUGCUGGCUGGGGUGAAGCAGCACCGUCGGGCGUUUGAGUUGUGACAUGAUUUACUCUAAAAUGCAGUGCUGUAAAGGUUACCUUCUAAAAAUAAUUAUUUAAAACUGUUCAGCUUUGUUCUGCUGCUUUACUUUUAAAACUUUUUCAGAAGAGAGCUUUAGAAGCAUAACUCAGAAUCUUGGCAUAUUCGACCUGAAAGGAGCAUUCAGCAAAAUCCAAUCAAGAGACCGCCUUUUGCGGACGGAAAGGCCCAGCCCCACAGAUCUGCCCCACCAGAGCCGCACUGCUAACCUAAUGUCAGGACGGACUUGGACUCACUCCCCCUAACUCGGUCGUUUUCCCGGAGAGCAGUUGUUACGGCAUAUCUUUCAAGACUGACGGACGAGAGGCUUGUUGAGAAGAGUGAAGCCCGUGGAGCGUCUUUGUCCGGAGGCCAGCCGAGUCUCUGCGGAAGACAACAGGCCAGUCCCCCCCAGCCCCCGGCAGCCACGAUUCCACUCUCUGCUUCUGAGUGUGACUCUUUUUUUUUUUAAAGAUUCUACGUAUAAGUGAUACCACGCCCGAGUUUGCCUUUCUCUUUCUGUAUUAUUUCACUUAGCAUAGUACCUUCCAAGUUGGGUACAGACUUGCAGUUACAGUAUGAAUUAGUUCUGAGGAUCUGGCUUUAGCGUGUCUGUGAAACCUUGAAAUACAUCCAGAGCUCUAUACAUGCGUCACUUUUUCUGGGCUACGUAGUUCCAUUGCUCUCACAAGAUGCCCAGAGGGGUCCCUCCCUAUGAUACUGAGAACCACGGGCAUGAGGAGGGUUUGGGGGGUUUUUCAAGGACAGUAAGUCCGCCCUUUGUGUGCAGCCCUAGAUCCAGCAGGUGAAGCAGACACCAUGGUGAGAUCUCGGGCCUGACCUGGUGGGAGCAGGGGUCAAGGGUAUUGGUCAUAAUCUUUAUCUGGCUGGGAGGAGGGUACAUGAGUGUCCGCUUUACUAUACCUUUCAAAUGUGAUACGUGUGAUUUUUAUUAUGAACCGUUUUAUGAUAAAAGUGAAUGAAAAACCACCGUGAGUCGGGACGUAGGAGCUCGAGAACAGUCUCCGGGGCUUAUGUGUGACCUCGGGCAGCUGACCUCCUUACAGCUGGGUGGUCGCGCGUGAGGAGGGGAGGACACCCUGCCCUGCCCCAGGGUUAGAGGAUUCAGUAAAAUCCACAGGAGCCGCGGAGCCCAGAGCAGGUCCUCUAUCAGUGUUGGUUGUGAUUUUCCUCAAGAAACCCCUCCUUAACCUCUGUCGUUUGGUUAAACCCAAGUGCACAGGAUCUCAGUUGGACAAGGGAAGGAGUGGGGGUCAUGGUGUAAACAGGCAGUUAACUUGAAAAUGAAUGACAGUUCACCGCCUCGACUCCUCAGAAAAAACAGAAACACGAUGCUGUGUGUGGGGUAGCUGAGCGCUGUACACCGAGUGUUUCCAUGUGUCUGCUAAGUCGUCCAGGCUGCACUCGAUCCAGCAGCCCCACAGACACAGGUGCUCGGCCCUCACACACCACGGGAGGUGGCCGCCGGCCAGGAGCUCUCAGUGUUCAUAAGGGAGGGCCAGCACCUUGUGUGUGCACGAGCGUUGAUGUCAGGCGCCUCUACCAGGAAGCCUGUGACCCAUUCCCCCAAAUUAGCAGUCCAGGAGCCCUAAACAUCACCGUCGUCGUCGUCGCACGGAAAUACUGCCACCUUCUUUGGGGACCAACUUUGUGGGCUACAGAAAAUUUUCUUCUUAUUGUAAGCCUUUGGUUAAGACACAGUAAACUCAUUACUGAAAAUUGAAAGUAAUCUUUGAGCACU
Molecule: messenger RNA, 3138 nt
Organism: Balaenoptera musculus (blue whale)
Lineage: Eukaryota; Metazoa; Chordata; Mammalia; Artiodactyla; Balaenopteridae
Gene: MRPS9
Product: mitochondrial ribosomal protein S9
Exons: 11
Coding region: 47-1249 (400 amino acids)
Biological process (GO): translation
Cellular component (GO): mitochondrial small ribosomal subunit; ribosome
Molecular function (GO): structural constituent of ribosome; RNA binding
Source: RefSeq, a predicted model, not a curated record